Strongylus vulgaris is the source of this 669-nucleotide messenger RNA. NCBI's taxonomy places the organism in Eukaryota, Metazoa, Nematoda, Chromadorea, Rhabditida, Strongylidae. The record is from the annotation of a GenBank genome assembly.
UUUCGUGUCACAGAUCCCUGCAAAGACGCUCGUUCAUUGACAACCAAAAUCAUCAAUAUGAAACAAGGACGCAUAAAUCGUGGAGAAGUAGCACUAGAACUCGACGAGAAUUCCAAUGAAGUUCGUAGAAACAACUGGGUUCGUCCUGUAGAAAAAUCCAAAGACAGCGAUUACGCAUCGAUACAACAGAAGCGAUAUAGCGAAUGCUCGGAUCAGGUGUUUGAAGAUGCUGAGAAGGUCACUGAGUGCAGAGCUGCAAAUCAGCUAAAUGGUGCAAGUGCUGACAUAAAACCUAGCGUAAUGGUGCCUCCGAACAUGCAACAGGAGCAUGUGAACCAAAAUCUGAGCUCGAAUCCACCUCAGUACCUUCAUGAAGUAAUCUCGAGAAGCGCUAGUCUGCCGGUUUCUGCUUAUAAUGUCAUACCUAAACAGACAGCACAGGAGCUCAGACAAAGGGUUCUAGCCGAAUCGCGUUCACCAUCCACUCCAAAAAGUGUCCGCGCCUUUGGGUUCGAUAAUCGUUCUACUCAUUCUGAGGCUGAGCGUUUAUCCACAAGCAAUCUGGCGACAAGAAACACUGCUACCACAAAUGACAUGUCAUAUGUGCAGCCAUCGCGAAUCUCGAUUAAUAUUGUAAGUGGCUCAGUUUACACUCAUCGACAUGUUUAA